AUCCAUUUCACACAAUCUUCCCUUUAUCUUCCCUCUUAGUUUGAACCAGGUCCUCUGUGGGGAAAGACACCAAGUGUAGUGGCUCAAGCCUCGAGACUUGGUGCUUGCUUUCUCUUCGUAAGUCCCGGCGCUUCCCUUUCUACAUUUUUCCUUUAAUUUCCAGCGCUGCCAGACACGACCAGCAAACCAACUCUAUCGUCAAUGAGCUUAAAGCUGGCCAACGAAGCAAAUGUCGUUGCAAGUCCCGCCGUGGAAGGUCUUUGGCGACAAGAGGACAACGACCGGCAGUCACAACGGUGGCGAACAGCACUUUUGAAUCCAGACUCGUGGGCCUACAUUCCAGAUGACACCGACAACAACGACUAUCCUCAUCGAAUACCGCCUCACAACUACCUCGUUUCCCAUUCAUCAGUCAGAGAAUUAGGUUCAUCGACCGACGACGACGCUCCAAACCAGUCCCGUGACGACCUGCAGCUGAAUCCAUGCCUCGCAGGCGUUCGAAUCGUCGAGAGUGCCAUCGAGCCCUACGAAAACGCUGUUGGCUUUCACCACACCGUAUUUCCAAAGAUCGAAAACUCGGAUUUCGGUUUGCCGCCGCCUUUGAACCUAACGACUCCAGAGGAAGAGGUCAUCGACAACAACAAGGACUGGUCGGAAUCGUUGAAAGAAUUCAUCAGUGCAAUUAGAGAAAUAUCUCUUGCCGCAGACAACGAAGGGUCGCUUUCGACGUCGUUCACAGAGUCAGAGCCCUCCUCAGGUUCUGAUAAUUCGACCGAGUUCUUCGCCAUGCCUCUGACGCCUGUUCUCAAAGACGGAUGUCUUGCCGACAUCUUUGUCAAGACUGUGUCCCCAAACAGCAGUAUAACAAGUGUCGACGAGGUCCUGUUCAACACACCUGCUCCAAGCAAGACUCUCAACGCCCAUGCUUCCUCUUUUGUCCCUUCAUUCUCUCCGCCGGCGCAUACUGGAACGUUCCCAUAUCCUUCUAUCAAUGAUUCGCUCAAACAGAAGGCCAGCCGCAACGCCGCUUCCAAACCGCGGGAACCUGAGUCCAAAGCAACAUUGCCCAGCCUCUCCAGCUUCACUUUCCCAACCCUGCUCACACCGAACAAAUCCACCACUCGUCUUACCACUGUCAAGAUCAAGAAAGACGAACAAGGGUUUUUCACGGACGUCCAGGUGGACAACCCAGUCAAGUCGGACCACACCGCGGAAUCAUUACUCCUUCCUCCCUUCCUCCAAGAACCUGCUCCACGUCGCCGAGCCCGUGUCUCCAAGACCCGGGAAAUCGUCGAUCGCUUGCGCUCCAGCCAAUUAGAAGCGCCUACCGUCUUGGACGAUGGGGAGGUGAAGAAACCCACGUUGGAUUUCUCCUUCGAUCUAUUGCCAAAAUCGUUCAGUCACAGUCCGAGCCCUACGAUCCAAGAUGGGCCAGCUAAUUGUGUUCGACCUCGGUCCAGUGUAUCUGACGAUGGAGCUAACCGUGGCAGGCAGACAACAUCGUCGACCCCAUCACAGGAAGACGAUGAUGAAGGCUGGAUUGACGCCUCGAAUGCCCACCCUGCAGCUGAGAAUAAUGCCGUCUCCAAGGUGAAGCGGGCUAGGGACCUCUUUUUGGCGUUUACGAGAAGGAGGACCGACUCGACGUCUUCAGAACCGGUAAAAGAUGCGGCCCCGACGUCCUCAGAACAACAGCGAAAGUCCAUAUCCGGUUCGCUCGACGGUCGUCAAAAUGGAGAGGAAGCGCCGACUAAAUCGGUUCAAGGCCAAGCCGGGUCGAACCAUAAACAUCGUAUCUCUUCCAGUAGAGAUGGCUGGAUAGAGGGUGUGGCAACGUCUACAAGCACGGCGGGAAGCAGAGGGCACACAGGUUCUGGCCAGCCCAGCAAGCCAAACCCUGUGUCAACGUCUUCCAACUCCAAACCGUCGCACCGCAAGAAGUCCUCGCAGCAGCACAGGCAGGGUUCAAUCUCGUCCAUGAGUUUAAGCCCUACCCGGCCGGCAUUCACGACCCUCUCGAACCCACCGUACCUAAACGUUCCGCUGAUGACCCCGGCCUCAGCGCAUAUCGGUCUCAUGCCCGCGACAGCACCAGCUCCGUUCUUCUUCAACCCGACGGCGCCUGCGUAUCAUCCUUCGAUGCCUGUUGCAUUUGCUGGGCCCACUGGGUACAUGCCUGCUUCUUCGCCGUUUGGUAUGUCGCAUACGCCGUACAUGACGGCCCCUGUGCAUGGCACGCAUGCUGUUCCUAUGGUGCCGCAACAUCAUCGGAAAGGGUCGUCAUUGUCUGCUUGGUGA
This is a messenger RNA of Coprinopsis cinerea okayama7#130, 2298 nucleotides long. RefSeq lists its product as hypothetical. NCBI's taxonomy places the organism in Eukaryota, Fungi, Basidiomycota, Agaricomycetes, Agaricales, Psathyrellaceae. The record is from RefSeq and is a predicted model, not a curated record. The coding region runs from base 202 to 2298 and encodes 698 amino acids. The transcript has 2 exons.